UCGCUUUCACGAAGGGGUCGUUAACCACAGAUCUCUGUUGUUGCUUUUACAUGUUGUGGAUAUGGCGGCUAAUAGCCAAACUGAUAUGGAAGCGUUUGUAAACCACUGGAUAGUCGACUACUAUUCAGUCCUUGCAAUAGAGCUGUUUAAAACAAAGAAAUACGAGGACUUCUGCGGGAUUGUAACUAUACUUGACGGUAUCUUGACCCGUCCUGUUUACUCUUCCGAUGUCACGCCAACAAAGAUACGAGUAUUGCACUUUCUCGCCCGGAUAAAUGAAGGGGAAAAUCUUGAGGUGGUAUUUGAGCAGGACUCGUCAGUAUCUCCUCUGGAAUCGGCCUUAAAGGUGCUGGAAAGUAUGGCGAAGGACUGCUGCACACCACUGCCAGAGAGGGAUUUCGAUCAUGCAAGCGCUUCACUUAAAGAGAUGAUUGUGAGCUUGUUUAUCAAAAACGAUGAGUUUGACAAGGCAAAGGAGGUGCUCAACAAACACUUUCCUAAACCAAGGGUGGGCAAGAAAGCUGUAUUCACUCGGCUGAUCAAUCAGAAGAGCAGAACGCAUGAAGUCAUCGAGCACAUCGACUUCCAGAGUUUUAGGGAGGAGAUGUUUGACUACUGCCAGAGUCUCUUCAGCGACGUUCCCUUUCUCCUCAGGGCUGCAACACGGAUUAUUGAAGAGAAAAGGCUCAGGGAUCAAGUAGCGAAGGCAGCUGGACCUGAUGAGCAAGAAGCAGCAGGCCCGUCCUCUGCUCCACAAAUACACAGCUUCCAUUUUACUCCAGGUAAACAGACAAUACUCCAGAGGACCAGACUGGAGGCAGCCUUCAAGGCGUUGUCUACAUGUUCAGAUGACAAAACAUUUGCUCAGCUGGAGGAAGAAGAAGAGGAGGAGGAAGAAGAAGAAGAAGUGGAGGAAGAACAGGAGGCAAGAAAUGAUCUUUCCCUGCGCCUCUCACCCUCUCCAGAACAGGAGACCAAUCAGGACCCGGAGCCGGACGGGAUAUUUCAGGGAGAUUCGGGCAGCCCCAUGGAGGCUUCCCCAACCGACCAAACACUUCAAACACAUGUUGUUCCUAAAGCACAGGCAGAAUGGCUCUCAAAGACUUCCUCAGUGCUGAGAAACAAGCCUCUUUGGACUGUGGCACGACUGGUGGUGGAGCCGGACAGCCAGGUCAGCUCACCGGCUUCACAGGAAGUGGAGACAGAAGUCAUAACAGAGGAGCCUCCACAGCCCCCGGCUGCACCCGAUAAAUCAGCAGAGCAGAGCGUGGUAACGGUUGAUGAGGAUAGCCCACCUGUGCGGAAGCUACGCAGACGAGAAAGCAACAUCUGCAGCAGAUAUUUCUUGACUGAGUCUGAACUCUCAUCAUCCAGAAAGUCAGAACCGUUAUCAUCAGACAGUAAUGAGGAACCACAGGAGUCGCCCGCUCCCUGCAAAGCCCCAGUGCGGAAACCUCUAACAAAAGAGGCCAGAGUUGUUCUCCGCAAGCAAGUUGAAAUGGUUCCAGAUGAAAUCUGUAUCCGAGAUUCUUCAUUGGACAGCUCACCAGAACUGUACCCUACUCACCCUGUCCCUCAGAAAAGCUCUACUCCUAACAAGGACUCUGCUCGGGAAAAAGGUCCUACACACUCAAAAUGGAAAGUGCUGUACACUAACGCCAAGGAGAGUAGGGAUACAUGGAGCGAUGAAGAGACAUAUUUCAGCGCCAAAAAGAACACAGGAUCGAAGAAUCAAAGCUUAAAUCGGACACUUCCAAGCCACAGAAAGAUGAAGUGGGGUGAAGAGGAGACGCAAUUGUUAAUAGAUGGGGUCAAAAAAUUCGGAGAAGGCAACUGGAGUAAGAUAAAAACGCAUUACUCCUUCAAAGAAAGGUCAAAUGUCAGCCUGAAGGACCGAUGGAGAACAAUCAAGAACUUAAAAAUGGUUUGAGUAUGUAAUCCUGUCUCCAGAAUGGAAUCAUGUUUAAAGAUACUGUUAUAGAAUUCAUGAGUUUGUAGUUCAAUAAAUGUUCAGAUUUUAAUUUAAGAUUGGUUUUUGUAUUUUAAAAUAAAAAACUGCAAUGGUGA
Molecule: messenger RNA, 2067 nt
Organism: Notothenia coriiceps (black rockcod)
Lineage: Eukaryota; Metazoa; Chordata; Actinopteri; Perciformes; Nototheniidae
Gene: terf2
Product: telomeric repeat binding factor a
Exons: 12
Coding region: 62-1930 (622 amino acids)
Biological process (GO): negative regulation of telomere maintenance via recombination; protein localization to chromosome, telomeric region; telomeric loop formation
Cellular component (GO): nucleus; shelterin complex; chromosome, telomeric region
Molecular function (GO): telomerase activity; double-stranded telomeric DNA binding; protein homodimerization activity
Source: RefSeq, a predicted model, not a curated record